CUUUUUCUUCAAUAUUCAUAGCUUCAGUUUUAGAUUUUUUUUAUUUUUUUUUUUUUGCUGGAUGGAUGGAAUCACAGCUGCAUUGCAUACUUCGCGUCAGUGGUCUUUUGUUUUUCUUGUGUAUCACCCCAAAUUAUUUUAUUCAUAACGCUCUCUUUUUGUGGACCGUGGCUUUGUUAAAGAUGUGGGCACUACCAAACGUCACUUGUGUCGCUGUUUCAAUUUGGGUUGUCUAUGAUCUUUCUUUUUUAGUCUUUCCCCAGGCGCACUAGUGUUGUGAUCUAGAUGUAAAUGCAGCUGCUGGGUCUCUCUAUUUUUCGUCUGUUUUCAUUUCAUGGGGAAGAAGGGAGGAACCUCCUGGUUGACUGCCGUCAAAAGGGCUUUUAGAUCUCCUUCCAAAGACGACGACGAGAAGAAAAGAGAGAAGCGGAGAUGGAUUUUCAGGCGAUCCGAGACGGCGUCGAAGGCGAGCACGGAGCAUGCAUCUAAUUCGGAGGCGGCGCUUGCUGUUGCGGUGGCAACUGCAGAAGCUGCAAUGGCCACGGCGCAAGCGGCUGUGGAGGUCGCUCGCCUCACCACCAGGCCCAAUUCCAACCAUGCCAGAGGAGACCACUACGCUGCAAUUGUGAUUCAGACUGCGUUUAGAGGAUACCUGGCAAGGAGGGCUCUGCGCGCGCUGAAGGGGCUGGUGAAGUUGCAGGCUCUGGUGAGGGGUCACAACGUGAGAAAGCAGGCGAAGAUGACCCUCCGAUGCAUGCAGGCUCUGGUUCGAGUCCAAGCCCGUGUUCUUGAUCAACGGAUGAGACUCUCCCACGACGGCAGCAGAAAAUCCACCUUCGCCUUCAGCGACACCAAUACCGUCAUUGGAGUUGGUUCGCGCUACCUUCAUAACUUCUCUGACAGAAAAUCUACUUCUCAGUCGAGGGAGGGAAGUAGCAGCAUUGCGGACGACUGGGAUGAAUGUCCCCACACUAUUGAAGAAGUGAAAGCUAUGCUCCAACAUAGAAAAGAGAUUGCGAUGAAGCGUGAUAGGAAUCUCUCCCACGCCUUCUCCCAACAGAUAUGGCGUAGAGGUCGAAGUCCGUCCAUGGGCAGCGGAGACGAGCUGGAAGAAAGACCCAAGUGGCUGGAUCAAUGGAAUUCCAGGAAGCCAUGGGAAAACAGGGGAAGAGCUUCAACGGAUCAGAGAGAUCCCAUCAAAACGGUUGAAAUUGACACUUUCCAGCCCUACUCUCACGCAUCAAUCAACUUCCGGAGAACGGCGACUCAGAAUCAACAAAGAUCAAAUCCGCAUUCCGGCAGCUCCCCACUCCACAGAACGCAACAGAGCAUGCCCUGUUUCCACCCCUCCCCGGCCACGCCCUCCCCGUCCAAAACCAGGCCUCUCCAAGUCCGCUCUGCAAGUCCACGUUUCGUGAGAGACGACAAGAGCGAGAAUACAUCGCAAACACCAAGUUUAAGGUCAAACUACUACUACAGUGGCAAUCUGCUUCAACAGAGUAAGAUUGGAGGGAGUAGCAGUCAUAAUCAAGGCAAUUGUUUGCCCAAUUACAUGGCCGCCACGGAGUCUGCAAAAGCCCGAGUACGGUCGCAGAGCGCCCCGAGGCAGAGGCCGUCGACUCCGGAGAGGGAGAGGGCAGUUGGGUCAGCAAAGAAGCGGCUGUCAUUCCCAGUUCCGGACCCAACUGGGUAUGGAGGAGCUUACGAGCGUAAUUUGAGGAGUCCAAGCUUCAAGAGCGUGAGCGGGACAUACUUGGGGGUGGAGCAGCAAUCCAACUAUUCAUCCUGCUGCACAGACAGUCUCGGCGGAGAGAUUUCCCCAUCUUCAACCAGUGACCUAAGAAGGUGGCUAAGGUGAUUGAUUUAUUUGUUAAUGCCCUCUAAAAUUACAUGUUUGGCUAACCCCUAAGCAGAGAGAGUUAGUAGGAAUUAGGAUCGGAUGUGAGUUAGAACUAAAGAGAGUUGUGUGACAAUUUAAGAUCCAUAUUGUGAUAUAUAAAGCAUAAGUGGGUUUGUUUGGGCUGAAACAGGCCAAAUUGACUAGACUAGAAAGAAGAGAGUGAGAUUGGGAUGGGGAAUGGUUGAAUUUAGAAAUGGUUUAGCAUUUUCAAGGGCAGCUAAAACUGGAAAUGAUUCUUGUACUGGUCUGACACAAACGUGGUAUGUUUGGUUUAGUUUUUGUGGGUCUGGUUUGGUGUAUUUUGUAACGUAUUGUAUUGUUACAAUAAUCUUUCAACUAAUUAAUGUAAGAUGAUAAUGGUGAUUCUUGCA
This is a messenger RNA of Momordica charantia (bitter melon), 2271 nucleotides long. It is a transcript of the gene IQD17, whose product is annotated as IQ-domain 17. The record is from RefSeq and is a predicted model, not a curated record. Gene Ontology annotation, molecular function: protein binding. NCBI's taxonomy places the organism in Eukaryota, Viridiplantae, Streptophyta, Magnoliopsida, Cucurbitales, Cucurbitaceae.